GGGCCGUGGCGCGGACUGGACGAGGCAGCGCAGGAGCUUGCGGGGGUUCGCAGCGCCUUCGCACGCCGCGUGCCGUCUGCAGAGGGUCCUGUGGAGGGAAGCAGGGAGACCCCCUACCUCAUCGAUCGGGGGGCGGGGUGGCGCGGGGCGGCGCUUGCGUGUAGGGAGACCGGCCAGUGGGGGACUGGGGGGCGGGAAGGGUGGCAGUGGAGGGUGUGGGAGGUGUAGGGGUCAAGGAGUCGCUAGCAGGAAUAGCUCCGGAGCUAGCCCUGGAAGCGCUUCAGGGGAGGACUUGGGGGGCAGAGGAGGACGUGGGCGUGUCUGGUAUGGGAUGCCAUGGAAAGGAGGGGACCCUCUUGAGUAGAUCUGUGCGUGGUUCCUUUGAGGAAUCCUCUUCUCUUUUGCCCUUUUAUUUGCCGACAAAAGAGUUCCCAUGGUCUCUGUUCAAGUUCUGGAAACUUUUUUGGGUGGGCUUAAUCACACACUGCUUCAUUGUAGAACUGCCUAGGGCCUUUUCUAAUAUUGGGUACAAACGUGGGGAGUAUGUCAGAAAACAGGAAGCAAACGCUGCUGGGGUUCGUCAGCAAACUCCCCAGUUGGACUGCACUUGGCAACUCAGGCAAGACUCACUGCCCUUUGUGCAUGGGGCUUUUCAAAGCCCCCAGGCUCUUGCCUUGUUUGCACACGGUUUGCACAACGUGUCUGGAGCAGCUGGAACCCUUCUCAGUAGUGGAUUUCCGAGGGGGAGACUCUGACACAAGCUCUGAGGGGUCAGUAUUCCAGGAACUCAAGCCACGCAGUCCUCGCCCGCAGAUCGGCAUCCUCUGUCCAGUAUGUGAUGCUCAGGUGGACCUGCCCGUGGGUGGAGUGAAGGCUUUAACCGUAGACCACCUGGCCAUGAAUGAUGUUUUGCUGGAGAGUCUGCGUGGGGAAGGCCAGGGCCUGGUGUGUGACCUGUGCAGCGACCGGGAGGUGGAGAAGAGGUGUCAGACCUGCAAAGCCAAUCUCUGCCACUUCUGCUGCCAGGCUCAUAGGCGGCAGAAGAAGACGACUUACCAUACCAUGGUGGACCUCAAAGACUUGAAAGGCUACAGGCGGAUUGGGAAACCCAUCUUGUGUCCCACUCACCCUGCGGAGGAGCUGAAGCUGUUCUGUGAGCUCUGCGAUCGGCCUGUGUGCCGGGACUGCGUGGUGGGUGAGCACCGGGAGCACCCUUAUGACUUUACCAGCAACGUCAUCCACAAGCACGGGAACUCCAUGCGGGAGCUCCUCAAAGGCACCCAGCCCCAUGUGGAGGCCCUGGAGGAAGCCCUGACUCAGAUCAAAGGGCUGAACAGUGCCCUCCAGGAGCGAGUGGAGACUGUGGCUGCGGAUGUCCGAACCUUCUCUGAGGGCUACAUCAAGGCCAUUGAGGAGCAUCGGGACAAGCUGCUGAAGCAGCUGGAUGACAUUCGGAUUCAGAAGGAAAACUCCCUGCAGCUGCAGAAGGCACAGCUGGAGCAGCUGCUGGCCGACAUGCGGACCGGAGUGGAGUUCACCGAGCACUUGCUGACCAGCGGCUCAGACUUGGAGAUCCUCAUCACCAAGGGGGUGGUAGUAGAACGACUCACAAAGCUGAACAAAGUUGAAUAUAGUGCCCGUCCUGGAGUAAACGAUAAGAUAUGCUUCUCUCCUCAGGAGAAAGCCGGCCGGUGCCAUGGCUAUGAAGUUUUUGGGGCCAUCAAUACCAAAGAGGUCGAUCCUGCCAAGUGUGUCCUUCAAGGAGAAGAUCUCCACAGAGCCCGGGAGAAACAGACAGCCUCGUUCACCCUGCUUUGUAAGGAUGCAGCAGGAGAGAGCAUGGGCAGGGGAGGAGACAACAUUCAAGUUGCUGUGGUCCCUAAAGAUAAGAAAGACUGUCCAGUCAGAACGAUUGUCCAAGAUAACAGGGAUGGGACAUACUCUGUCUCCUAUACACCCAAGGAACCUGGGAUCUAUUCUGUGUGGGUCUGUGUCAAAGAGCAGCAUGUACAGGGCUCACCAUUCACUGUGACCGUGAGAAAGAAGAGCCGCUCACACCACGGGGUAUUUCACUGCUGCACAUUCUGCUCCAGUGGAGGCCAGAAGACUGCUCGCUGUGCUUGUGGAGGCACGAUGCCAGGUAAGGAGGGCAAGCCACAUACUCUGGGCCUGUCCCCCUGCAGUGGGAAUCCAGUGACAGCCCUUCCACUACCACACAGCCACUGGGUUUAGGACACUCGGACUUAGGCGUUGUUUCUAGGAAAUAGAAUCUGUGUAUAUAACACUGUUCUAAAAGUUUCGUUUAAAGCUUAUUUAUUUUGAAAAUUGAAAUAACAAGCUUAAGUGUUCUGCGUUUUUU
Trichechus manatus latirostris (Florida manatee) is the source of this 2359-nucleotide messenger RNA. It is a transcript of the gene TRIM45, whose product is annotated as tripartite motif containing 45. Gene Ontology annotation, molecular function: protein binding; ubiquitin protein ligase activity; zinc ion binding. The record is from RefSeq and is a predicted model, not a curated record. The transcript is spliced from 5 exons. Gene Ontology annotation, cellular component: nucleoplasm. Lineage: Eukaryota; Metazoa; Chordata; Mammalia; Sirenia; Trichechidae. The coding region runs from base 544 to 2232 and encodes 562 amino acids.